Molecule: messenger RNA, 1953 nt
Organism: Xylona heveae TC161
Lineage: Eukaryota; Fungi; Ascomycota; Xylonomycetes; Xylonales; Xylonaceae
Product: nonsense-mediated mRNA decay protein 3
Exons: 2
Coding region: 124-1716 (530 amino acids)
Biological process (GO): ribosomal large subunit export from nucleus
Cellular component (GO): cytoplasm; nucleus
Molecular function (GO): ribosomal large subunit binding
Source: RefSeq, a predicted model, not a curated record
AGGGGCAAAAGUCCAAACCCCAGUGUUUGUCACCACACAGACUUUCGGAGAGUCUUCAGCUGGCUGUGACUCCUCCAACCCUCCUUCUCUCAAAAGACUUUGUUUCACUCAGGAUCACCCGCCAUGUCUAUGGAUCUGGAUGAGUCUGUUCCCAUUGCGCCGCAGCAUACAAUGUUGCAUCAGCCGCAACAGCCGCAGAAUACUGCUACGAUUCUCUGCUGCAACUGCGGUGCUCCCAUUGAUGGAACCUCAUCUGCUGGCGCCCUUUGCUAUGACUGCAUUAAGUUGACCAUCGAUAUCACCGAGGGAAUACAGCGAGAAGCCACUCUUCACUAUUGCCGAGAUUGUGAGCGGUGGCUGCAACCUCCCGCGCACUGGCUUGUCGCCGCACCUGAAUCUCGAGAGCUACUGGCAUUAUGCUUGAGAAAAUUGCGAGGCUUACAGAAAGUUCGGAUUAUUGAUGCCGGUUUCAUCUGGACAGAGCCCCACUCUCGGAGAAUCAAGCUGCGAAUUACUGUUCAGCAAGAAGUGUUCCAGGGCACGAUUUUGCAACAGACAUUUGAGGUCGAAUUUGUUCAGGCUUACCAGCAAUGUCCCGACUGCGCCAAGUCCUACACUGCCAACACCUGGCGCGCUGUUGUGCAGGUCCGGCAAAAGGUCCCUCACAAGCGGACCUUCUUGUACCUGGAGCAGCUCAUGUUGAAGCAUUCGGCGCACAAGGAUACGAUCAACAUCAAGGAGACCAAGGAUGGUCUAGACUUCUUUUAUGCUCAGCGUAACCACGCGGAGAAGCUAGUCGACUUUUUGAACUCGGUGGUACCUAUUCGGGCUAAGAAGUCUCAAGAACUGAUCUCCAUGGAUAUUCACACCUCAUCAAAAUCUUAUAAGUUUACCUUCUCAGUUGAAAUCGUACCCAUCUGCAAGGAUGACUUGGUUGUCCUCCCUAUCAAGCUUGCCAAGUCUGUCGGAAACAUCACACCUAUGACCCUGUGCCAUAGAGUCGGCACUUCGGUGAACUUAAUCGACCCCAACACUCUACAGACUGCCGACAUUUCAACACCAAUCUACUGGCGUGAACCCUUCACUCCGUUGGCGGAUGUGCAAGAACUUGUUGAGUUCGUUGUCAUUGAUAUCGAACCCCUUGGCCCGGUCAAGGGACGCUUCGUUCUCUCCGAGGCUACUGUGGCGCGCGCAUCUGAUCUGGGAUCGAACGAUCAGACGUACUUCUGCCGAACCCAUCUCGGUGGUGUCCUCAACGUUGGCGAUUCCGUCAUGGGAUACCAUUUGACUGGAACUAAUUUCAACAACGAGCACUUUGAAGCACUCGAGCAGAGCAACACUUACCGAGACACUAUUCCUGAUGUGAUGUUGGUCAAGAAGUUUUACGCACGGAAGAAGAAGAACCGGACCCGGAACUGGCGCCUUAAGCGCAUGGCCAAGGAUGAGGGUGAGCUACUACCCAAGAAACAGGACCAGGAGCGUCUGGAGAACGACUUUGAGAUGUUCCUUCGUGAUGUUGAGGAGGAUAACGAACUGCGGAAUACAUUGGCGCUGUAUAAGAACCAACCCAAGCCGAGACCGGAGCGCAUGGAGGGCGUUGAAGGCGAUGCAGAGGAAGAGAAGUCUGAGGAUAGCGAAGACGAGGAUGCGCCGAAGAUUAACAUGGAUGAGCUAUUGGAAGACUUUGAUGAACUCAAUAUGGCAGAUCAGCAGUGAUGAGGAGAAUGGAUCUGGAAGUGGUUAUAUAUCGGCGUUCUAGGUUUAUGGGUUCAAGUUCUUACGUCCAGUUAUAGAACUUUAGCCACUCCAUUAGGCAAGGAUAAGACGUGUUUCAUAUUUAGAGAGCUUCAGGAUUAGGUGAAUGUAACAAAAGUUGGUGUUUAUUCGAUCAAAUAAAACAGAGUAGACCGCUAUGCAAUACUAUGCUUAACAUCGAGUACAAACUGCACAAAG